CUUGGGAGCGGAGCGGGAAGCGGGCCCAUGGCCUCUGCCAGCAUCGACAUCGAGGACGCGACCCAGCACCUGAGGGACAUCCUCAAGCUGGACCGGCCGGCAGGUUCAGUGAACGAAAACCAGAGGUCACCCAACUCGUUCAACGGGGACUUGAAUGGGCUGCUGGUGCCGGACCCCGUUGCAGCUGGAGAUGGAGCUCCCUUGGCUAAGCCAAUGCUCCGAACUGUUCCCCUGGGAACCCUGCAGGAGAAGCAAGUCAUCUGCCUUUCUGGAGAUGACAGCUCCACCUGCGUGGUGAUCUCGGCAAAAGACGUGGAGAUUGUGGCCAGCAGUGACUCUAGCAUCACCAGUAAAGCCAGAGGGAGCAACAAGGUAAAAAUACAGCCAGUAGCCAGGUAUGACUGGGAGCAGAAAUACUACUAUGGCAACCUGAUAGCUGUAUCAAACUCCUACCUGGCAUAUGCCAUUAGAGGUGCCAGCAAUGGCUCGGCUAUGGUGCGGGUGCUGAGCAUCAGCACUGCCGAGCGGACCUUGCUGAAGGGCUUCACGGGCGGCGUGGCAGACCUGGCUUUCGCCCAUCUCAACUCCAACCAGCUGGCCUGCCUGGACGAGGCUGGCAACCUCUUUGUCUGGGGCCUGGCCAUGGACAAUGGGAAAAUCCAAGAGGAGAUCUUGGUGAACAUAAAACGACCUGAGGGCACCCCGCUGAACAGCUUCCGGAGAAUCAUAUGGUGCCCCUUCAUCCCAGAUGAGAAUGAGGAGAGCGGUGAAGAGGGCAGCCAAACAUUGGCAUUGCUGCACGAGGACAGGGCAGAGGUUUGGGAUCUGGAUAUUAUCCGAGCCAACAACAGUUCCUGGCCGGUGGAGGUGACUAACAUCAAAGAGGGCUUCAUUGUGGUGAAAGGCCACAGCACGUGCCUGAGCGAGGGAGCGCUCUCUCCAGAUGGGACCGUCUUGGCCACAGCAAGCCACGAUGGCUAUGUCAAAUUCUGGCAGAUCUACAUAGAGGGGCAAGAUGAGCCCAGGUGCCUGCAUGAAUGGAAGCCCCAUGACGGCAGGCCGCUCUCCUGCCUGCUCUUCUGUGAUAAUCACAAAAAACAAGACCCAGAGGUUCCUUUCUGGAGGUUUCUCAUCACUGGAGCAGAUCAGAACCGAGAGCUGAAGAUGUGGUGCACCGUUUCUUGGACCUGUCUGCAAACUGUCCGCUUUUCCCCUGACAUCUUCAGUUCCAAGAGUGUUCCCCCCAGUCUGAAAGCCUGCCUGGACCUCUCUGCCGAAUUCCUGAUCCUGAGCGACGUGCAGAGAAAAGUCCUGUAUGUGAUGGAGCUUUUGCAGAACCAGGAGGAGGGCAGAGCUUACUUCAGCUCCAUCUCGGAGUUCCUCCUCACCCACCCGGUCCUGAGCUUUGGCAUCCAGGUGGUGAGCCGCUGCCGGCUGCGGCACACGGAGGUCCUCCCAGCUGAAGAGGAAAGCGACAGCCUGAGCACAGAAGGGGCUCAGGGGGCUGGGGCUGUCGAAUCGGCGGCGGGUGUGCUGAUCAAGCUCUUCUGCGUCCACACCAAGGCCCUGCAGGAUGUGCAGAUCCGAUUCCAACCUCUUCAUAGUCCAGAUAUGGCUGCACCGAUCCCUCCCCACGGCUCCCAUGAAGAUUUCGCGUUUCCAGACCAUCUGGCUGACCUGGGCGCAGAAGGGCUGGGAUCGGAGAAGAGGUCCGUCCAUGGCUCCCAACCAGACUUACGGCGCAUUGCAGACCUGCCUGUGCCAGCGGAUUUUCUUGCCCUCUCCAACGAUGCCAAACCCAAGCUGAUGACCCCAGAUGCGUUCAUGACCCCAAGCACAUCUCUUCAGCAGAUUGCCAUGUCGCCGGGAAGCAGCGUCAGUUCCCUGACUGCAGUCACAGCCAUGAGCAGCGCUUCCGUCACUGACCCCGCUGUGCCCAGGCCAUCUGAGGACCUGACUUUGAGCCCAAAGAUGCAGUUGGACACCAGCCUGACGCUAAGCAGCAGUAGCAGCAGUCUCCAGACGAGUCCUAGGAACCAUUCAGUCCUUAUCCCUGGACUCCCUGACAAGCUGACCCCAAAGGCCCCUGUCACUCCAGCAAACCCCCCUCUGGCUCUGGAGCUGCAGGAAGUGGAGCCCCUUGUGGUAGCCCAGGCCUCACCCACCCGUGAGCGCUCCCCGGACGUCAUUUCCUCGGCCUCCACGGCCAUGUCCCAGGACAUCCCAGAGAUCGCCUCUGAGACGCUGCAGCGCGGCUUUGCCACAGCCCCGGCCGGGCUCCCUGCAGAGGUGCUGGAGCCCAACCACCACGCGGACAGCAUGGCCUCGGCCGCCUCGGCCUUGCACUUGCUGUCCCCGAGGAACCGGCACAGCUCCGAGCACAGCCAGCACUCCCUCGACAUGGCCCCCGUGGAGGUGGACAGGCUGACCACACCCUCGUUACUGGAGACUGCUUUAACUCAGGAAAAUGCAUCUUCCAACAGCGUCGUGAGCCAGCCGUGGCCAGCGGCCCCCGACAUCACCAGGGAAACCAGGAACAGCAUAGCAGACAGCCCAAGGGAUGACAUUGCAGAGAAGCACAAGAGCUCUUCCUAUCACAGGCACAGCUACCACCUGCUGCAGCACGACAGCCAGGAUGCCAGUGCAGAGCAAAGUGACCAUGAUGAUGAAGUUGCAAGUUUGGCUUCUACAUCAGGCGGGUUUGGUGCCAAAGCAUCUGCACAGAGGCUGCCUGUGAAGGACUGGAAAGCCAAGGUGUCCCCUCGGGCUUCCCCCAAGCUCAAACGGAAGGGCAAGAAAGAUGACGGGGAUGUGACCCAGUCCCCGAGGUCAAGUGAUCGCCAGGUGACCGCCGAGUGCCAGGAUGAGCUGAUGUCUCUGCUGCGGAGCCAACAGAGGGAGCUCACGGAGCUGAGACAGAACCAGAUGGAACUAAUGCAGAGACUCACUGACCACCUGGAUGCUGUGCAAAGCUCCCUCAUGGGUCACAUGGAACGAGUGAUUGAUUCUCAGCAAGAACAAGAGCAGCGGAGGCUGGACCGAGCUCUGACAGAGGGGCAGCAGCGGAACGGGCAGCUCCAGGAGCACCUGUCCCAGCAGCUCUCGCAGUCCCUCUCCACUGCUGCCUGCAAUCGCCUGGAGAGGACCAUCCGCGAGGAGAUGAAGAAGACGGUGCCCCAGUGCAUUUCCAAGAGCCUGGACCCUGUCACUGGCCAGCUGAGCAAUACGAUUGCCGCCAAGCUCACGGCUGUCGAGGGGACAUUGAAGGAAAACGUCACCAAGCUAGUGAAAUCAAAGAACCUGACAGAUGCCAUUGCGAGGGCAGCGGCGGAUGCGCUGCAGGGGCCCAUCCAGUCGGCGUACAGGGAGGCGUUCCAGAGCGUUGUGUUGCCGGCGUUUGAGAAGAGCUGCCAGUCUAUGUUCCAGCAAAUCAACGACACCUUCAAGCAGGGGACGCAAGAAUAUAUCCAGCAGCUCGAGACUCACAUGAAGAACAAGAAGGCGCGAGAGCAGGAAGCCCGAGACUCCUUGCUGGGCCAGCUCCGGCAGCUGAUCAGCACCUUCCAGAGCAGCACAGAGCAGCUGGCCUCCACCAUCACCACCAGCGUGCACACCGAAGUGCAGCAUCAGCUGCACGUCAUUGUGGGCAACAUGCAGGACUCUAUUCUGACCCAGGUGCAGAGGGUCAUCAAGGGAGAGGUGAGCCUGGCCAUGAAGGAGCAGCAAGCGGCCGUCACCUCGAGCAUCGUGCAGGCCAUGCGCUCCGCCGCAGGCACGCCCAUCCCCUCUGCUCACCUGGACUUCCAGUCUCAGCAGACUCACGUCCUGCAGCUGCUGCAGCAGGGCCGCCUCAACCAGGCUUUCCAGCAGGCUCUCACGGCAGCUGAUCUGAACCUGGUCCUAUAUGUCUGUGAGACGGUGGAUCCUCAGCAGGUGUUUGGACAGCACCCAUGUCCGCUCUCCCAGCCCGUCCUCCUGUCUCUCAUUCAGCAGCUCUCCUCGGAUCUGGGCACCCGCACCGAACUGAAACUGAACUACCUGGAGGAGGCCGUGAUGCACCUGGACCACAGCGACCCCAUCACCCGAGACCACAUGGGGUCGGUCAUGAACCAGGUGCGGCAGAAGCUCUUCCAGUUCCUGCAGGCGGAGCCCCACAACACCCUGAGCAAGCCGGCCCGCCGCCUCAUGAUCAUGCUUCAGGGCCUGGUCACCCCCAGCAUGACCUAACGGCGCCCGGCUGCCCUGCGGGUUGCUGCACGGGAGCCCGCCCUGCAGAGCCAGUAGUUACUAACCCCGUGUGGCUUGUGUUAAGAGCUCUUGCCAGGUAAAUGUGUGGUGUCGCUAAGGCUAACGCCAGCUGUGUAUAGCCCCAAAUAAUCACUCCACGCUCACUUGGCUUCUUUUCUUAAACAGCCUCUUCUGGGAGCGCUGGGCCUCUCGGCACCCACCCCCAUCCGUCCCUGAGUCACCACCACCUUUCACACAGCAGCGCGGCCAUUCCAUUGCUUCCCCCUUGAGUUGGGCGUUUGCUCCCAGGAGUGGAGGAGAGGGGAGCGGGGAUGGGGCUGUGAGCUGGGCACACAUUCCUCACUCCCGGGAGGGGGCCCCAGGCUGAAGUCCAGGAGCCCACAGAAUCCUUCCCAGCCAGAUAGGGGGGAAAUGGUUUCUGUUAGCCCCUUGGUUCCCACAAUGGCACUGGCCUAACAGCAAGAAGCCUGGCUAGUCCCCCAUGCAGGGCGGGUCAGGCACCAGCAGGGGGCAGUGUGUGCACAUCUCCUGCAUCGGUUCUGAAGGGCGAGCCAAGCGGGGCAGGUUGGUCAGGGAGCAUCAUGUUGUGAGCCCCUCCUGUGUGCUGGCACGUGUCCAUGGAUCAGACCUUUUCUUCAGUUCUGAUUUUACACAUUUUUUUUCUUUUUAUCUAAAAUUUGAAUCUUUCUUUUUUGGAUAACAUUAAGAAACGUUCAAUAAACAAUUUUUGGAAAAAAACCGA
Molecule: messenger RNA, 4990 nt
Organism: Malaclemys terrapin pileata
Lineage: Eukaryota; Metazoa; Chordata; Testudines; Emydidae
Gene: EDC4
Product: enhancer of mRNA decapping 4
Exons: 29
Coding region: 28-4227 (1399 amino acids)
Biological process (GO): deadenylation-independent decapping of nuclear-transcribed mRNA
Cellular component (GO): P-body
Molecular function (GO): protein binding
Source: RefSeq, a predicted model, not a curated record